UCAAUUCAUUCGGUUCAGUCUCGCGCGGCAGCUAGGCGCACGCGCAGGCGGUUUGUGUAGAGCGAUUACAGUAAAAUAUAUUCUUUAUGACAACUGUGUUUUUGUUUAUCUUAGUGUUUAUAUAAAUAAACCUUUUACAAUCAUGACUUCGGAGUAUUUAGGGUUGCGAAUGCUGAUGGACACAGACUUCGUGAAGGUGAAACGGGAGUUCUCAUUCCUCCACCAGAAGUUUGCCGUGUCUACCCCGCAGUGCGGCGUCUUCCUCACGUGCACGGGUGUCAUGAAGAAGAAGUUUAAGGAUGCUAAUGAGCAAGAGGUGAUGGUGUUACGUCAGCCCACGUUCAGCGCAGUGUGGAAGAUGGAGGUGCACGUGGCGCACUGCCCACCGCUGCACAUCAAGCCCAGGGGUGGGCUCAGCCGGUCCAUAUGGAUCAACGACCACAACAAACAGCACGUCCUCAAGCUGAAACCUUCCAGCAGCUUCUUUAAAAGCGGCGAAUACAGUAUAUUAGGAGCCAACGAGCAGCCAGUGGGGACGAUAGAACGGAACUGGAAGUUAUCAUAUAAGAUGAGCUUUCCACGGGACCUGGAUGUCCGGUACAAGUGUGCCCUCAUAGCUGCCUGCAUAUUCAUCGAUGAACAAAGUGUAAGUAACAACGACUAAAAAAUAUGAAGAACAAGUAUCGUGGACACGGCAAGAAUAAUUAAAUUGUUAAAAAAUAUUUAAUGUUAUUUUCCUGAAAGGAAUAUCCAUUUAUUUUAAAAAACAUUUUAAAAUACCACGCUUAAGCCAAAUAUGAAAAAAAUAAAUAAGUAAUGAAAGGGUGACUAUAUUUUAUAAAUAAGUACUACUUAAAUACAUAUUUUUUUUAUAAUGAUAAGUAAUAACUAUUCGAUAUAAAUAAAUAUUUUUAAGCAUA
Pectinophora gossypiella (pink bollworm) is the source of this 920-nucleotide messenger RNA. RefSeq lists its product as uncharacterized. Bases 143 to 664 code for a protein of 173 amino acids. Lineage: Eukaryota; Metazoa; Arthropoda; Insecta; Lepidoptera; Gelechiidae. The record is from RefSeq and is a predicted model, not a curated record. The transcript has 6 exons.